AUGCGUGCCUCCAGCCAUAGGGCGCAUGUUCAAUGUAAACCCUAUGACGAGCACUCGACGCGCCUUCCAACGCGGGUUGGGACACGAGAUAGCGAUUCUGUACGGCUUCACAUCUCUCAUGAGGGGGAGAUUCGGCGUUAUGUCACUUUGAGUUACUGCUGGGGUAACGAGAGACCUCUCACCACGACCAAGGAUAACUUCCAGCACCAUACUGAAGCGGUUCCCCUGCUACUGCCCAAGAAUUUCAGUGACGCAAAGCGCGUUGCCAGGGCACUCGGUGUAUGGUAUCUGUGGAUCGACUCGAUCUGUAUCAUCCAGGACUGUGACAUGGCCUGGAAUGAAUAA
Messenger RNA from Macroventuria anomochaeta, 345 nucleotides. Its product is annotated as HET-domain-containing protein. Lineage: Eukaryota; Fungi; Ascomycota; Dothideomycetes; Pleosporales; Didymellaceae. The transcript has a single exon. The coding region runs from base 1 to 345 and encodes 114 amino acids. The record is from RefSeq and is a predicted model, not a curated record.